AUGGCCUCUGCUGAGUCAGAUGAAGACCCAGGCCCUAUGGUUGAGGAAACCUCUCCUUUGACGUUGCCAGCCGACCUUCAAACCCUGCAUUUGAACCGACCAACAUUCAGUCCAGAGAGUAGACUUGAAUGGAAUAACGACAUCCCAGAAGUUAGUCGUUUGAAUUUUGAACACUGGAAAAAUCAUAAAACUGACCAAUGGAUGGAGCAUGAAGAGAUGAGUCAUCUUGAACUUGACCUCAGUGGUGGUGACAUGCCAGAGCUGGAGCCCAUCAGUAGGCACCAGAAAGGCCUUCCCCAGGAGGGUGGUCCAGGAGAAGAUGUUCCCAAAGGUCAGCUGUAUCUUCCUGUGCAUUCUGACCCAGAGUCCACUCCUCAGACGAUCCAAGUGUACACCUUGGAGCAGCCUAGUAACGCCAGCGGCAUGGUGAGCAUGUCUAACGAGGUGGAGAAAAGUCACAGAAGGGAGACUGAUUAG
Messenger RNA from Pipistrellus nathusii (Nathusius's pipistrelle), 477 nucleotides. The record is from the annotation of a GenBank genome assembly. NCBI's taxonomy places the organism in Eukaryota, Metazoa, Chordata, Mammalia, Chiroptera, Vespertilionidae.